CUCUUGAACACGGCUGUGGCACAAAAACGACACUUGAAAUGUCUCCAAACAUGACCUAUGACACUCUCCCGUCUUUUUCUCCAAGGCUGACUGUGGCCAAAAGGAAAGAGGCUCUGGAGUUGAGAAAGACUAUGAAACCACUGAUGGAAAAACGAAGGCGCGCCCGCAUCAACGAAAGCCUGAACCACUUGAAAAACCUCAUCAUUCCCCUAGCAGGCAGAGAUAAAACUCGCUACUCCAAGCUUGAGAAAGCUGACAUCCUGGAAAUGACCGUGAAGUUCCUCAGUGAAAUCCCUCCUGUUAACGCCAAAAGCCCAUCGGGGGGUUACAAAGAAGGUUACAAAGCCUGCCUCCAGCGCGUCUCCGCUCUGCUCCCCAAAACCUACCUGGAUCAAGAGGCGUGCCAGCGAGUCGAGGACUUCGUCCAGAGGUCAUUGUCUGCAAACAGCGGACCGACGUGUCUGAACUGCUGCGUCCAGAACGUCAGAACCUUCCCUCAACUCCACCAAAAACUCCUGAAGCUGAAAUCCAGCUUCAGCUCCAGACUGGAGAGCCAGUCCCACAGCGGCGCAGCAGCGGCUCCCAGCCGACCGCAGCCAGUCAGCGUUGCUGUGUGGAGACCCUGGUAGCUCUCUGCAGUCAAAGUCUUCUCAUCUUUAAAGGCUGUAUUAUAUUUCGUAGGGAUACGUUACAUUUAAAUAGCUUUAUUUGUGAAUGUGUUUUGUUCUUUAGAACAUAUUGUUAAGGUGAUUUGAAUAAGUAUUAUAUACUUAGGUUUUGCGCGCAGGUCUGUUGUCUUAUGUAAGUUGACAAUGUUAGACAGUCGUAUUCUUCUUAAAUCCGCAUGUAUGUAUACGUUCAAUAUUUAGUCCUGUUUUUGGACUGAAUGAUAAAGGGCUAUUGAAACAGCCCUGUAAGACCCAAGGGGUCAUUAUGUGUACAGAUUUGCACAAAAGACUUCAGAGUACUGAGUCAGUGCAGAUGGACUUUGUAGACAUUAAAUGUCUCUGUAAGAGUAUCUCUUUUGGGACGAGCUGUG
Molecule: messenger RNA, 1039 nt
Organism: Girardinichthys multiradiatus
Lineage: Eukaryota; Metazoa; Chordata; Actinopteri; Cyprinodontiformes; Goodeidae
Product: transcription factor HES-2-like
Exons: 4
Coding region: 39-629 (196 amino acids)
Biological process (GO): regulation of transcription by RNA polymerase II; regulation of neurogenesis; anterior/posterior pattern specification
Cellular component (GO): nucleus
Molecular function (GO): protein dimerization activity; RNA polymerase II cis-regulatory region sequence-specific DNA binding; DNA-binding transcription factor activity, RNA polymerase II-specific
Source: RefSeq, a predicted model, not a curated record